This is a messenger RNA of Cicer arietinum (chickpea), 1685 nucleotides long. RefSeq names its product GATA transcription factor 8. Lineage: Eukaryota; Viridiplantae; Streptophyta; Magnoliopsida; Fabales; Fabaceae. The record is from RefSeq and is a predicted model, not a curated record. Gene Ontology annotation, cellular component: nucleus. Gene Ontology annotation, biological process: positive regulation of DNA-templated transcription; cell differentiation. Gene Ontology annotation, molecular function: sequence-specific DNA binding; zinc ion binding.
UUUCCCCUUUCAAAAACACACCCCACCCCCCUCUCACACUAUUAAUUUCUCUCUUUUUCUUUAUCUACCAUUCUCGCUACUCUUUCCUUCCUUUUCACCUGAAAAUAAACUCUUUUUUUCUUUCAGGAUUUGAAUUGUAAAGUUGUAUACUCUGCUCUGAAUUUACUCAAAUUGAACAAGGAAAAUUUCAUUUGCCGAGAAAAUGGUUGGACCAAACUUCAUGGAUGAGUUAGACUGCGGCAGCUUCUUUGACCAAAUCGAUGACCUCCUUGAUUUCCCCGUCGACGACGUUGAUACUGCUAACGCCUCCUUGCCGUCCGUCGCCUCCGCCGGAAACUGCAACUCGCUUGCGAGUAUCUGGCCUUCUGAGUCCCACUCAUUUCCUGCCUCCGACUCGGUGUUUUCCGGCAAUAGUGCCUCGGACCUCUCGGCGGAGCUCUCCGUUCCGUAUGAAGACAUUGUUCAAUUGGAGUGGCUAUCGAAUUUUGUGGAGGACUCAUUUUCUGAGGGGAGUCUCACAAUGAAGAAAAUUGAGCAGCAGCCAUCAUCAUGUGCUACAAAGGAGGACUCUGUGCAUAACCAAUUCCAGACAUCAAGUCCAGUUUCUGUCCUUGAAAGCAGCAGUUCCUCCUCUGGUGGAAAGACGACCGGGAUUUACAUCCCUGUGCCUUGUGGACGUGCACGCACCAAGCGUCCACGUCCCGCGACAUUCAACCCUCGUUCGGCCAUGCAGCUCAUUUCCCCUACUUCCUCCUUUGUAGGGGAGAAUAUGCAGCCUAAUGUUAUCUCCACCAAGGCAUCUUUAGAGUUCGAAAACGUUGUUGAGUCUCAAAUUGUGGGCAAGAAACCAAAGCUUGCUUCUGGAGAGUCAAAGAAGAAAAAGAAAAUGAAGAUGCCACUUCCUGCAGCUCCAGCUGACAGCAAUCAGGAUGCUUCACAACCUAUUAGGAAAUGCAUGCAUUGUGAGAUAACCAAGACACCACAAUGGAGGGCAGGGCCAAUGGGGCCAAAAACACUCUGCAAUGCUUGUGGUGUUCGCUACAAGUCGGGCCGACUUUUCCCCGAAUACCGGCCUGCUGCUAGUCCAACAUUUUGUCCAUCGUUGCACUCCAAUUCGCACAAGAAGGUCCUUGAAAUGAGAUGCAAGGAUAUCGAGAACUCCGGUUUCGAAUCCCAUUCAGCUGCAUCACCUGAACUCAUUCCAAACACUAACAACAUUCUCACCUUGGAAUACAUGUGAAGGGAGAAUGAAUGAUCCUAGUUGAAGAUUUCUCUCUCAUUGCCUUCUCUAGAGUCGUGUCUUAUGUUAUUUCUUAUUGAUAUUUUAUUUCUUUUGUUCAUUGGAUUUUGUACAGGGUUGGAAUGGGGGGAAUAGGAGCAAUAGAUUAUGAUGAUGAUGAUCAUUUUUAGCAGUUAGAGGAAGAUUGUAAUGAGAACAGAAGAAAAAGGGUAGAGAUAUGGAAGUCAAAAAGGGUAGGGUCUUUAGGUGUAGUAAUUGUAGGUCACUUAGGUCUUAGGAGUUGGUGUCCCAGUUGUCUCUUUUUCUUUUCUUGGCAUUCUUUUUAUUUUUUCUCUCUUUUUAUAUAUCCCUGUCUAUGGGAAUUCUUUUUGCAGUUUAAUUUGUAGCAAAACUUCUGAGUUGAGUAAGAGACUUUAAGAAUUGCAUUUGCUUUGUUUAAUUUCAA